This is a messenger RNA of Trichobilharzia szidati, 2061 nucleotides long. The record is from the annotation of a GenBank genome assembly. Lineage: Eukaryota; Metazoa; Platyhelminthes; Trematoda; Strigeidida; Schistosomatidae.
CGCAGGAUUUGCUUGGGGCGUAACUUCCGCGCGUGGAGGUCUAGGAGUCGUUGAGAUGAAUCGUGAGUGGAGUAUUGUUUCCACGGCUCUGCAAGAAGGCAGACAUGAACUUGUAGUUUCUGGAAAGGAAUUUUGUCAACUGAUUGAAAAAUCUGGAUUAGAUCAAAGAAUUUAUCAUUUGAAAAAGUUAAAUUUCCUGGAAAUUUCACAUACUUGUCUGGAGUCGUUGUCUGAAGAUAUAUCGAAAUUGUCAAGUUUGGCUCAAUUAUGCCUUACAACAAAUAUGUUGAAAUCUAUCCCUGUCGGUCUGGGCUGUCUUCACUCUCUGCGUUCUUUGGAUUUAUCUUUCAAUAAACUUACAGAGAUUCCUGAUAUUUUCCAUAGUCUGUCUAGUUUAUCCUGUCUCAUUUUAUCUGGUAAUGAAAUACAAAGUAUGCCGUCUGUUAAAGGGUUGACUUCGCUACACGAGUUCUUAGCGUCAAAGAAUAAGCUGAGUUUACUGCCUGAUGGAAUAGAUUCGCUUACCAGUCUGACAGUAUUGGAUGUUUCCUACAAUCAAAUUACCACUUUGCCUAAAGAUAUCUGUAAUCUAAGCAGUUUGAAGAAUGCAAACUUUGCAGAGAAUUCAUUAACUGAUUUCCCGGCAAAUAUUCAUCGGUGUCGUAAAUUAAAUCAGUUGAAAAUUCAUGGUAAUCCGUUUAAAGAUAAUCGUUUGAAGAGAUUAUCUGUUGACGAUCAUUCACCGACUGCUCUAUUGGCGUAUCUACGUCGAUUGGAUGAAAGUGGCGGAGGAGGAGGAGGCAAAGCAAAGAAGGCUCAUGACAAGCAACCACCAGCAGCAUCCAAAGUAUCAUCCAAUGGAAGCGAUAAUACAGAUGCUACCAGUCCCCAGCCAGAAGAACCUGCGGAAAAUUUAAUUGCACAUCUUGUUAUUCAACGUCCAAGUGAAGAAGAGCAAUAUCAAAUCAAUCAAAUGCACUCAGUCAAGUCUGGCCCUCGUCCAUUCAUUGUCGCUUGUACUAUACACGGGGUAAACUUCUCAUCUGAGGGUAAAUUGAAAGCAUUUUUACGUGCUCAAGAAGACUGGCAUCGUGAUAUUGGUCAAAUGCGUCGUCAAGCCACUUUAGCUACACAUGAUUUAAGAGAAGUUGUCUUUCCACUCACUUACAGCUUAGAAGAAGCCCAAUCAUUUGAGAUUCAUCCGUUAAAUCGAGCUAAUGUAUGCACAGGAGAAGCAUUUCUUAAACAAUUAGUUCAUGAAGCUCAAAUGGAUAGAAAAUCUCGUAAACAGGCGAAAUUCAGUCAAAUCUAUCGCUAUUUAAAUGUGUUGAAUAUUGAAGGUGCAAUGGCAGCAAAUAUAUUUAGCAAAGUCAUGGUUCCUGUUGUGGUAGACAAAAAGUUGACAGUUAUCUCUGUUCCCCCACUGACCAACAGUCACAGUACACGUCUGAAGGUUGAUACACGAGACAUCCUGAUUGAAGUUACCGGUGUUAAUCUGUCUUUAUGCCAGAAAUUCGCUGAGUUGGUCAUUGCUUGGUUACUGGAAAAUACUUGCUCCCAGACAGUACAGGCCACCGUGGGUAGUGCUGGCGGCGGUGGUGAUCAGACUGCUGAAAACGCAACAUCACAACAAUCUCAACUGGUCAAUGAAGUGAACUCCAAGUUAACUGUAAACAACACUGUUAUCAUCCCGACAAAUUCCUUGGUGGUUCGUCCAAUUCGUGUUGUCGGCAUCAAUGCUGACUCAAAUCUCAGUUUCAUAUUCCCAUCUCGAACUGAUUUGACUGAUCCAAAGUUUCACACGAUUCGUUAGGCCAUUUAAUUAUAAUAACAUGAUCACGAUUACGUAAUUAUUAUUUUAUUCUGUGACACAGAGUGUAUUGGUUGGAUUCCCAUGGUAAUUUUGCUUCAUCACAUUUUGCUUAUGGUGGUGGGUGUAUGAGUUAUUGCAAACUGUCAUUGUUUAUCAUCAUCAUUAUUCAUUUUGUAAUAUUCUUACUAUCUUUUUUUAUACAUACAUAAGCACUGACAUAUUAUUGUUAUCAUUUUUUUAAAGAGGGA